CGCAGUGAAAAAAUAUUGGGGUUUCUGGACUAUCUGCAGGCGACGCAGCGCCUUAAAUUUUGGAAACCGCAUCCCAACCGAUCGAAGGUUGUCAAGUACAUUUGCCUCUCGGCCGUGAGCUGCGACAUGGACUCGGUGAUCAGCACUUUGGCGGUGGCCUACUACCGCUACCGCACCAAGCAAUCGACAUUCGACCAUUACGUGCCGAUGCUCAACAUGCGUCGUCGCGACUUUGCCGCCAAUAAGGAGGUCGACCAGCUGCUGAGAAAAUGGAAUAUCGAUGAGGCACGUCACUUGCUUUUUCGCGAUGAUUUCAAGAUAGAAAUACUGAUGCAGUGCCGCUUCAUCCUGGUGAACCACCACGACAGCUGCUUCAACAAUCUUGUGGUGGAGUUUUACGACCAUCGUCCGUUCCGGUUCAGCGAAGCACCCCUGCCCAGGGACUGCCAGUGCGACUUGAGCAUCCUGCCGAUGCACUCCUGCGCAGGCAUGAUCACUGCCUUGUACAAGAAAGCCUCGAUGGAGAGCAACAUUGUCUUCGAGCUGCUGCACACCGCGCUGCUCAUGGCGAACAGCAACUUCGUAAUGGUGCCACCAAACACGCUCGGCGACGUGCCAGACUUCCGAAUGCUCAAGCAUUUGGAGACACUCAUUCGGGACAAGGCCAUGGAGCCCGAAGAGCGCGCCAACGCCUACCAGAAGACGACCGACUCUGUUUCUAAAUCCGGUGUGCUCAGCCUGCCGGAGAUCAUCCGACGCAAAUUCAAGCUGCUGCAGACCAGCAAUGGCAAGGUCAUGCGUGACGUUCUCUUCACCAGCUUCCCGAUGGCCCUCAGCACGCUCGUCACUUUUAGCCAAGCCCCCCAGGUCAUCGAUACGUUCGGCAAAGAGCAGGCCGCCGACUUCAUUCUGAUGCUGAGCACAACCCCUGGCACGGAGGUGUACGGCCCCAGGCCCGUCUAUCAGCUGGGUCUCCUCCCUAUGGACGGACUGCAGGAUCGGAAUAGUCGUCGUCUAUUCGAACACAUAGUCGUCAAUCUGAAUCUGUCCGUUGAUCCGAUGCUCAAACUGAAACCGUUUUCCAAGUGCGACUUCAUGCAUGGCGCCUUCUACAACCUGGGCAAAUUGGAUAACACCGUUCCGGACGUGCUGCACCUGGUGGAGCGCAUCUUGUACCACUGGGCAGAGAAAUGCCGUUGUGUCACCGUCGCCGACAAAAAAAAGCCAUGUUUUUAA
Drosophila persimilis is the source of this 1236-nucleotide messenger RNA. RefSeq lists its product as uncharacterized. Gene Ontology annotation, molecular function: exopolyphosphatase activity. NCBI's taxonomy places the organism in Eukaryota, Metazoa, Arthropoda, Insecta, Diptera, Drosophilidae. The transcript has 2 exons. Gene Ontology annotation, cellular component: cytoplasm. The record is from RefSeq and is a predicted model, not a curated record. Bases 127 to 1236 code for a protein of 369 amino acids.